This is a messenger RNA of Homo sapiens (human), 2623 nucleotides long. RefSeq names its product ubiquitin conjugating enzyme E2 D1 (gene UBE2D1). The coding region runs from base 197 to 640 and encodes 147 amino acids. Gene Ontology annotation, cellular component: cytoplasm. Gene Ontology annotation, molecular function: ubiquitin conjugating enzyme activity. The transcript is spliced from 7 exons. NCBI's taxonomy places the organism in Eukaryota, Metazoa, Chordata, Mammalia, Primates, Hominidae. The record is from RefSeq and is marked reviewed. Gene Ontology annotation, biological process: protein ubiquitination; protein K48-linked ubiquitination.
GCACACUCGCGCACACUCGCGCUCGGGCGCACACGGAGCAGGGACCGGCGCCCGGAGCGAGCCAGGGAGCGGCUAACCGGGGACCCACCGCGCGGAGCCAGCCUAGCUGCCAGCGAGCCCAACCCGCGACGACCCACGCCCCUGAGCCCCGCAGCCGACCCCUGCCGGCCGGUGUCCCCACCGCCAUCCCUGACCCAUGGCGCUGAAGAGGAUUCAGAAAGAAUUGAGUGAUCUACAGCGCGAUCCACCUGCUCACUGUUCAGCUGGACCUGUGGGAGAUGACUUGUUCCACUGGCAAGCCACUAUUAUGGGGCCUCCUGAUAGCGCAUAUCAAGGUGGAGUCUUCUUUCUCACUGUACAUUUUCCGACAGAUUAUCCUUUUAAACCACCAAAGAUUGCUUUCACAACAAAAAUUUACCAUCCAAACAUAAACAGUAAUGGAAGUAUUUGUCUCGAUAUUCUGAGGUCACAAUGGUCACCAGCUCUGACUGUAUCAAAAGUUUUAUUGUCCAUAUGUUCUCUACUUUGUGAUCCUAAUCCAGAUGACCCCUUAGUACCAGAUAUUGCACAAAUCUAUAAAUCAGACAAAGAAAAAUACAACAGACAUGCAAGAGAAUGGACUCAGAAAUAUGCAAUGUAAAAAUCAAAAACAUUUUCAUAUAUACCAGAGUACUGUAAAAUCUAGGUUUUUUUCAACAUUAGCAGUAAAUUGAGCACUGUUUACUGUUUCAUUGUACCAUGAAACCAUUUGAUUUUUACCCAUUUUAAAUGUGUUUCUGAAGCAAGACAAAACAAACUUCCAAAAAUACCCUUAAGACUGUGAUGAGAGCAUUUAUCAUUUUGUAUGCAUUGAGAAAGACAUUUAUUAUGGUUUUUAAGAUACUUGGACAUCUGCAUCUUCAGCUUACAAGAUCUACAAUGCAGCUGAAAAGCAACCAAAUUAUUUUUUGCUGAAACUAGAUGUUUUUACAUGAGAAAUACUGUAUGUGUUGUCUAAGAUGUCAGUUUUAUAAAUCUGUAUUCAGAUUUCAUUCUUUGUUAGCUCACUUUAUAAUUUGUAUUUUUUUACUGUAUAGACUAAAUAUAUUCUAUUUACAUGUAUGUCAACUCAUUACUUUUUUCCUGUGAACAGUAUUGAAAAACCCCAACGGCUGAUAAUUAAGUGAAUUAACUGUGUCUCCCUUGUCUUAGGAUAUUCUGUAGAUUGAUUGCAGAUUUCUUAAAUCUGAAAUGAUCUUUACACUGUAAUUCUCAGCAUACUGAUUAUGGAGAAACACUUGUUUUGAUUUUGUUAUACUUGACUUAACUUUAUUGCAAUGUGAAUUAAUUGCACUGCUAAGUAGGAAGAUGUGUAACUUUUAUUUGUUGCUAUUCACAUUUGAAUUUUUUCCUGUAUAGGCAAUAUUAUAUUGACACCUUUUACAGAUCUUACUGUAGCUUUUUCCAUAUAAAUAAAAUGCUUUUUCUACUAUUUGUCUUGAUUACUUAAAAAAAUAAAAAUAUAAGUAAGGAUCAAAACUCUAAAAUUUUGCAUGAAAAUUACAUCCAAAUUGUGAAAAUCAGAUCUAUUUUGUUUGCCAUUAGUCACCAUUAGUUAUAUAAAUUUUAUUGUUUUAGGUUAGUAUCUCUUUACUAAAUUGUCAGUCUAUAAGAUAAUAUAUGUUGAUCCCUUGCUGUAGAGGAGAAUUUAGAGUAAUUUGGGGUUUGUCUUGGAUUAUAUCUAAAUGGAUUAUUUGUUAAAAGUACUGAAAUGAGUAUAAGGCAGUAUCACCCAUCCAAAAGAAAGGUCUUUAUAGACCUGCACAGUCACUAGAUUAAUUCAUUAAAAUGCCCCCACCCUGAUGUAAUUGACAUUACAUUUCUUAACAUUUUAAAAUCUAGAAUUUCUAAAAUGGAAUUUAAUGCCAUCACAAUUUGAAAAACUUUUUUUUUUUUUUUACUAUAGAAGUUACAAAGGAAGUUCUAAAAUUAUGCCUCCCUCUGUUUUUAUAAGUUGCCAUCGAAAAGUGAUUUAAAUAAGCAGGUUAUCUUUAUAGAUUUUAAAGAAAACUAGAAAGUUUUAAUGUUUUAACUUGGGGAAAAAUACAUCUCUUUAAUGUUUAGCAUGCUUGUCAACCUUGAGUGAGUGUCAUUUUUAAGAACAGUUGUAGCCCUUCUGAUUAUUGCAGUAGCUGUAGAAGUAUGUAAGAAUAUGUGAUGGGUGUAGUCAUUAGCAAAGCAUUUAAAUCACUUGAGUAUUUUGUCAUGGUUCAUUAUUAUUAAAGCACAAAAUAACCUAUUGUUAGAAAAUAUGUGUUUUUAUAAAUGAAUGUAAAAUAAUUAAAUGAAUUGUGAAAUGGAUGUUUAAGAAAAUAUAGGCUUAAAAAGUAAAUCUAUAAAAUGAUGUCUUAAAACAGCCAUAUCAUGAAAAAUUCUACUUAGCUAUAUUAUUAUAAGCUACAUUUGCCCUGAAUUUGAACACUCAACAUCACUAGAUUUAAAUAUUUAGUAUAUUUUGAUAGUAAAGGGUUUUGUUUCUUGAAUAUCUUCACUUUAAACAAAAAAAAAAAACAACUUUCAUUUGUGUGGCAUUUAUUUUUGGAAGUGUCUUCUUUUUUUUCUUUAUUAAAGUUUUUGAAACUUG